Molecule: messenger RNA, 9343 nt
Organism: Argiope bruennichi
Lineage: Eukaryota; Metazoa; Arthropoda; Arachnida; Araneae; Araneidae
Gene: DIP2
Product: disco-interacting protein 2-like
Exons: 37
Coding region: 408-5213 (1601 amino acids)
Source: RefSeq, a predicted model, not a curated record
UUAACCGUAACAAGUGUGUCUACUGCAGAUGGUAUUUAAUAAUAGCUAACAUUUUCUAUGAUGUUUAUAAAUAAAAACAUAAAAUGAAUUCUAUUCUAGAAUACUGACGAGAUUUGCGUGCAUGAAGCAUCGCUGUGGGAGAUCUCAUUUUAAAAAUUAGUCUCUAUAUUGCUUAAAUUUCUUUAGCGUCAAUUGCUCGAUCAAAUUUGAGGUAAUAAUUUGAAAUUUAUACUUGGAUGCUUUUAGAGUGGUUCAGCUUUGACAAUCUCGGCGAUGAUUUUCCAGAACUGUGAACUAGUUAUGAGGUUGUCAAAGGCGCUGUCUUUGUGAUAGUAUAUUAUUCAAGGAUACUUAAUGUUUAGUAACUGACAUAACAUUUUAGGGGACUGUACGGUUUUUAAUACGUCAUGACAGAUCAAGAUAUAGACUUUGAAAGUUUACCUGGAGAUGUAAGAGAUAAAUUAGCAGAGUUAGAACUAGAACUUUCUGAAGGUGAUAUUACUCAAAAGGGAUAUGAAAAGAAGAGAGCUAAGUUGUUGGCUCCUUAUAUGCCAGCUCGUAGCACAGGUGCUGCGAGUCCUUCUACAAGAGCCAAGAAAAGAGCUCAGCGAAGACUUACACGAAAUGAAAGUCGAUAUCAUUCAGAGGUUCGUCAAGAAGCUGUCCAACAAGCACUUGCUGCAAUGCAAAAUAGGCCAAAACCGUCAGUCCCAAUGCCAUCUAAGAGAACAUCCGUUAUGGCUACUUCUCCUUCUAGAGAACGGCAUGCAUCAGAUUCCUCAUCUGAUGAUGAUAGUGCUGUUAAUGAAGGAAGUACCCCUGAGCAAGAACAUCUGCCUACCCAUAAUAUUCACCAAGCUACCACAUCUCAGUCCGAUACUUCAAGUACAUCAUCUACUCGCGAAACUCCCUCUCCUCAACAAUGGUACAAUGGAAGACCUAACAGAGUAGAUGAUUAUUGGGUUCACACUAGUUGUGCUAGUCCUAUGACAAACCUUGCUGAUGUUAUGCAGAAUCUCACUCCAAGUUUAAGUGUUCAACCAGAUGUUACAAAUACUUCUGCAGAAGUCACUAGAUGGACAUCUGCUGAUCAUGUUAAUCGUUAUAAUCAAGCCCAUAUGACUUCAGUUCGUAUUACUCACCAUUCGUCCACAGGACUCAGUUAUGAUACCGGUACGGGAAAAUGGAAAGUUUCUGCCAAAAUUCAACAGCUUUUAAAUACUCUUAAGAGGCCUAAACGAAGACCCUUGCCAGAAUUUUAUGUAGAUGAUGAAUCUGAUUUAGAAACUAAGCAGUUAGAUCCAAAUGCCCCUAGACCAGAGGGAAAUACAAUGACUCCUAUUACAGGCGAAGAGCUAUUAGUUCCAUCUGGCCUUCCUCUUACGUGUGAAGCAGCUAUAAAAAGAUACGGGUCAGGGACUUUUAAAGCACCUGCUGCAACUGUUCUAGACACUACAGGAAAAAUUAGCGCUCCCUUAACUUAUGGUAAAUUAUUAAGCAGAUCUCAAAAAAUAGGCUACAACCUGUUAAAUAAAGUUGGCCAAAAAGGAGAAGUUGGAAUCAAACCUGGUGAUCGAGUGGCAUUGGUAUACCCUAACAGCGACCCACUUUCUUUUAUGUGUGCAUUUUAUGGGUGUGUCACUGCUGGAGUAGUACCUGUUCCUAUUGAAGUACCACUUACUAGAAGGGAUGCAGGUUCUCAACAGAUAGGCUUUUUGUUAGGAAGUUGUGGUGUAAGUUACGCACUUACAUCUGAGGCAUGUUAUAAAGGUCUUCCGAAAACUGCUACUGGUGAUAUUCAUAUUUUUAGGGGAUGGCCAAAAUUAAAUUGGGUUGUGACAGAGCAUCUCAGUAAACCCCCUAAAGAUUGGACUCCACCAUCUAGGUUAACUGAGGAAACACCUGCAUACAUAGAGUAUACUGUUGAUAAAGAUGGGGCCAUGAAAGGUGUUGCAGUUACAAGAGUGGCUAUGGCAAAUCAUUGCAGAACAUUAACAGCAGCUUGCAAUUAUACUGAAGGUGAAGUUAUGGUGUGUGUUUUGGAUUUCAAAAGAGAUGUGGGAUUGUGGCAUAGUAUUCUUACAAGUGUUCUCAAUGGCAUGCAUGUUAUAUUCAUUCCGUAUGCUUUAAUGAAAGUGAAUCCGGCAUCUUGGUUAAUAAUGAUUACAAAAUUCAAAGCAAGUGUUGCAAUUUGUAAAUCAAGAGACCUACACUGGGGUCUGUUAGCUACAAAGGAUCACAAAGAUGUCAAUCUUAAUUCAUUAAGGUUACUUCUAAUAGCAGAUGGAUCCAAUCCAUGGUCCUUAUCAUCAUGUGAUCAAUUUAUUAGUGUAUUCCACAGUCGCGGUCUACGUCCUGAUGCUGUUUGUCCUUGUGCAGCUUCCCCUGAAGGCCUUACAGUAUCAAUAAGAAGGCCAGGUCAAAUUCUAGGACCUGUCUCUUGUGGUAGAGGUGUUCUUUCGAUGUCAGCUUUAAGUUAUGGUGUUAUAAGAGUAGAUCAGGAAAAUAGUUUAACAUCUCUUACUCUCCAAGAUUGUGGCCAGAUAAUGCCUGGAGCAUAUGCAGCAAUAGUAUCAGUGAAUGGCCUUCCUUUUCUCUGUAAGACUGAUGAAGUGGGUGAAAUUUGUGUUUGCUCUUAUGGAACAGCAUCAUCUUACUGGGGUUUGCAAGGAUUGACUAAUACUAUAUUUAAAAUGCAGCCUUUAUAUCCUGAUGGGACACCAGUUAAUGAUCAGAAUUGGACACGAACUGGGUUAUUAGGAUUUAUUGGUCCUGGUGGUCUUGUAUUUGUCUGUGGUACUCGAGAUGGUCUGAUGCAAGUGAGUGGACGAAAACAUAACACUGAUGACAUUAUUGCUACUGUGUUGGCUGUGGAGCCAAUGAAAUUUAUUUAUCGCGGAAGGAUUGCAGUGUUUUCUGUAAAAGUGUUAAGAGAUGAACGAAUAUGUGUUAUUGCCGAGCAAAGACCUGAUUGUGCAGAAGAAGAGAGCUUUCAAUGGAUGAGUCGAGUUCUUCAGGCUGUUGAUAGCAUACAUCAAGUGGGGAUAUAUUGUUUGGCAUUAGUGUCACCAAAUUGCCUGCCGAAAACACCUCUUGGUGGGAUCCACCUAUCGGAAACAAAACGUAGAUUUUUAGAAGGCAGUUUACAUCCGGCAAAUGUUCUUAUGUGCCCUCACACUUGUGUUACCAACCUGCCUAAACCAAGAGAAAUUCAUCCCGAAGUUGGUCCUGCUUCAGUCAUGGUAGGAAACAUGGUGCAAGGUGUACGAUUGGCUUCUGCUCAAGGUCGUGAUAUUGGAGUCAUAGACGAUGAUAGUGAUACUGCUCGUAAAUAUCAAUUCAUCUCUGAAAUUCUGAAAUGGAGAGUCACAACUACUGCUGACCAUGUUAUUUUUACAUUAUUCAAUUCUAAGGGUGGUAUAACUGGAACUCUGACUUGUUCUCAGCUUCAUAAAAGAGCUGAAAGAGUAGCAUGUUUGUUACUGGAAAAAGGAAAACUUAACACUGGUGAUCAUGUGGCUCUUAUUUAUCCACCUGGCUUGGAUUUGAUUUGUGCCUUUUAUGGCUGUCUGUAUGUUGGUGUUGUUCCAGUUACUAUUCGACCACCGCAUCCUCAAAACUUACAAACUACUUUACCAACCGUUAGAAUGAUUGUUGAUGUGAGCAAAUCUGUUCUGAUACUUUCUACAGCUCCUGUGUCUAAAUUAUUGAAAUCCAAAGAAGCAGGUAAUGUGGUUGAUGUCAAAUCUUGGCCACUGAUAUUAGAUACAGAUGACAUUCCAAAAAAGAAGUUAACAAGCAUUUAUCGUGCACCCACACCUGAAAUGAUUGCUUAUUUGGACUUUAGUGUUAGCACUACUGGAAUGCUAGCUGGCAUUAAGAUGUCUCAUGCUGCUUCAACUUCUCUUUGUAGAAGUAUGAAAUUGGCUUGUGAAUUAUAUCCUUCUCGACACAUAGCACUUUGUCUAGAUCCAUAUUGUGGUUUAGGCUUUGUUUUAUGGUGUUUAAACAGUGUGUAUUCCGGUCAUCAUACUAUUUUAAUUCCACCCUCUGAAGUUGAAAUAAAUCCUGCUCUUUGGCUGUCAACAAUUAGUCAAUAUAAAGUUCGUGAUACUUUCUGUUCUUAUGGAGUUAUGGAGCUUUGCACCAAAGGAUUGGGUUCAUCUAUCACUCAGUUAAAGCAGCGAGGAAUAAAUUUGAGUUGCGUUAGGACAUGUGUAGUUGUAGCUGAAGAAAGGCCAAGAGUUGGACUUACAACAUCAUUUUCAAAGCUGUUUUCUGGUUUAGGUUUAUCGCCUAGAGCUGUAAGCACAAGCUUUGGAUGCCGUGUAAAUGUAGCAAUUUGUCUCCAGGGUGCUUCUAGUCCAGAUCCCACAGCAGUGUAUGCAGACAUGAGAGCCUUGCGAAAUGACAGAGUUACUCUAGUUGAAAGGGGAGCACCACAUAGUCUUUGCUUAAUAGAAUCUGGAAAACUCCUUCCUGGAGUUAAAGUUGUAAUUGCCAAUCCUGAAACAAAAGGACAGUGUGGAGAUUCCCACCUUGGAGAAAUUUGGGUGCAAUCCUCUCAUAAUGCCAGUGGCUAUUUUACGAUUUAUGGAGACGAUUCCCUCCACAAUGACCAUUUUAAUGUGAGAUUGAUUACUGGAGAUUCAUCACAGACCUAUGCAAGAACAGGUUAUUUAGGUUUCUUGCGCAGAACCGAAUGUGUUCAGGCCGAUGGUGGUAUGUAUUACAGUAAAGAAAGUAAUUUCAAAUAUAUGAAUAAACUACUUUUGAAAUUUUAUUUUGUAAAUCUGAUGGUUAUUAUUCACAUAUCCACUCCCCCCUCCAUUCCAGAACUUCAUGAUGCUGUGUUUGUUGUUGGCUCUUUGGACGAAACUAUUAUGCUUAGAGGAAUGAGGUAUCAUCCUAUAGACAUAGAAAACAGCGUCUUAAGAUGUCAUAAGAAAGUUUCUGAAUGUGCUGUGUUUACUUGGACAAAUCUGCUUGUUGUUGUUGUGGAACUGGAUGGAAAUGAGAAUGAAGCAUUAGACCUUGUACCUCUAGUCACAAAUGUAGUUUUGGAAGAACACCAGCUUAUUGUAGGUGUUGUUGUAGUAGUUGAUCCGGGAGUUGUGCCUAUCAAUUCUAGAGGCGAGAAACAGAGGAUGCAUCUACGAGAUGGAUUUUUAGCAGACCAGUUAGAUCCAAUUUAUGUAGCCUACAAUAUGUGAGCUAUUCUUCUUAGGUGUAUUUAAAUGGUCUGCUAAAAUUGGAAUGCACUUCAACUCAUAGAUAUUACUGAGACUUAACAAAAUGUGAAUUUGCUUAUAGCUGUGAUUUUUUAGAAUGGGCAUUCCUUGUUAUUUCAGAAAUGAAUAAAUCCUUGCCGCUCUGAUAAUGUUCAAAGCUGAACAAGUAGACUCAUGGACAAGAGAAAAAACAAAGCAAGUAUUGUAGUAUCUAGUGUUCUUAGCGUUAAACUGACAUCUAAAUUAAUGCAAUUGUUUUAUUUUUCAUAUGAACUCUGUGAUUUUCUUACCUCAUGUUUUGUGUUAUUUGAAAAAUUUACAGACUUUUUGUUAUUUUCAUUCUAAAAGAUUUCGAAUCAUUGCAUUACUGUACCAUUUCUUAAAUCAAAUUCAAUUUAUCUGGAAUUGUAUUCUAUUGCGAAUCUGUUUUCUGCCAUUUACAUAUAAAAUCUUCUCAUUUUAUAUAACAUGUAAUACUCAAAUCUACUGAAUCAUUAUCUCUGUAUAUUAUAACCAUUUCUUCACCUAAAAUGUUUGUGCUUUUUUCAUCGUUUUGAUUGAGGAUGAAAUAGCAAAUUAUCAAAUGAACGUCUUUUGAUUUACUAACUUUUUGUAUCUAAACAAUGUUGCAAAAAGGAAAAUAUUAUAGAUAAUGUUACUUAGUUCCUGUAUUUUUUCAUAUGCAUGUAUUUAACUUCAAUGCAUUUGAAAUAACUACAAAGCAGUUCUUUAAAUAGGUUUUUAUAUUUAGAAGCAUUAAAAAUAUGGAAUUUUCUAGUAAAUAUAAUAUGGAUAGCUAAAUUGAAGAUCUGGUGCUUUGUAACUACAACGAUAUAUAAAAAGAAUUGUUUACAUACUAAAUCUAGAAUUUGUUCUGAGGAAUACAAAGAAACAUAUUUCUAUUGUUGUUAUUUUCAAAUUAAUAAAAUUUGAUCUAUAUAUGUUACAUUUAAUUUGAUAAGAGAAUCGUAUAUUAAAAUUUUUGGUGCUGAAAAGCUUUAGGUCAUUUUAAUUAUAAAGUGGGAAAAUUUCGAUUAAUAUACUUUUUAAAAAGCAUAUUUACAAAAUUGGAUGAUGUGUUUUUAAAUAAACUUUAAAUUGUUGGUUUUAGUUUUCAAUUUUUAAGUGAAUUUAUACUAUUUUAGAAAAUCGGUUGUUAAAAAAUAGAAUGUAAUUUUAAACUGGCUCUAAACUCUCCUUUAUGAAAAUCCAUAAAAUAAUGGUGCUAUUAAAACAUAGGUUUAUUUCUCACACAAUCAUGUAUGCAUGUUGUUUACGAGACCUCUAUACACAAGAAAUGCUAUGCAUUUACAGGCUUAUCUUUGAAUAAAUUUUCAAAGAUUUUUUCUGUAUGAAUGUUAGUAAUUUUUUUUCUUUUUUUUUUUUCUCAUGAACAUUGCCAAAAAUAGUUAUUGAAAUUAUUAAAACGCCAUGUGUUUAGUAGUUAGUUGUAGAGAGGGAAAAAUAUUCACAUUAAUUUUUCUUGCAAUAUUUGUGGUGGCACCAUGUAAAUUAUGUUGUCAAAUUUUUUCAUACUCAGAAUUAGAUUGAGGCUCUGUCAUGUGGUAAUAUUUUCUGUUGUGGCAUUUUUACAUCAAGAUUGUUUUAUUAUCUUGAAUAAAUGUAGUUUUAGAAUUAUAUAUUAAUAUAUGACGAUUCAUUUAUCUCUCCGUUGUAAAAUGUUUCCUCUAGUAAAUGCCACUUUGUAACAUCUUAUUUUAUUGACUUUUGGCGAUUGAAGUAAAGACAAGUGUAUCUUAAAAUAGCUCUAUUAAUUUUGUUAAAUAAUAAUGAAUUGUUUUCUUAAAUUUAAGAUGUCCGAUUAUUCCGACAUUGUGAUUUAUAUAUGUGUACUAAGAAAGUUCUAAACAUGUUUAAAAUUAUAAUAAAAAAUUAACAUUGGUCCUUGAAAUUUUGUUAUCCAUAGGUGAAAGUUGCUUUUAAUAAAUGUAUAAAUUGUUAACAUAUUUUCAAUGUUUCAUGUGAGGUUAAUUAUUUUGCUUUUCAUUACUAAAGUUACGAAGUUUUGAUGUUUGAGUUUAUGACUUUUGCAGCUAUGCUGCAGUCUCAUCGUCAUCAGCUUCAGAUACAUAUCUCAAUGAUUUAUGAUACAUAUCUUGUUUCUUGGACUCUUGUUUUCUGUUUUUAUAAAUUUAAGCUCAAUACUAUGCUAAUUUUACUGUUGAAAAUUUGUAUUAGUUAAUUUAUGAGAGAAAUUCAUUUCAGUUUUUGUAAUUAAAAUGUUAUUAGAAGUGUAAUUGUUAUAAAAAUGUAUUUUUCCAAGUGGAAAUUUUUCUCCUUCCCCAUUAUUUCUCAUUGAAUGCCACACAUUUUUAUCCUUGUUCGUUAUAGCAAUAAUAUUUUGUUAAUUGUUACUGUAUAGACUAAGAUAUCAGGCAAUAGAUACAUUUGGUCUUUUUCCUUUUUUCUUUCUUCUAUUAUUCUGUAUUUGUAAAGAAAUGGAUUAUCCUAUGGCUAUUGUUAAGAUUUGAAUCUAUUCCGAAAACAACUUUCAGAUUUUUAUUAAAUUUGUCAUUGAUUUAAUCAAGUCAUUAAGAAUUAUCAGCAAUGUUCUAUUAACUAAUCAGGUUUUUUGCAGUAUUCUGAUCAUUAUUUUUCUGUGUAAAUGAGCAUUGUUUCAUUAAUGGAUUUGAUCUGUAUAAGACAUAUCAAAUAUUUGAAUGUGAAGGAAAAAAAUUCUUUUAUUUAUCAAAAAUUUCUCUUUUUGAGUAUUAAAACAAUUGUACUAGAUUUUGUUUAUAUUAAUUUUCAGACAUAAUCAUAACCAAUAAUUAUUUAUAUAUACUUCGUAAAAUUUUGUUAAUAAAGGAAUAAAAAGUGUUUAACUAUUAUUUAAUGAGGUUUUUGUUUGUGAAUAUGAUACUUAUGUUAUUUAUUGAAAUAUGAUAUUCAUAGCAGCUAGCUUGUAUAACUAUUGUAAUUCCUUUACUUUUCAGUUAUGUAUAAAUAACACGUAAAUGUUACAUUGAAGUAUUUUUAUGUUGCUACUGUAUGUGAUACGUAGCAUUUUUCAUGCUAGUCUAUUGUAGUGAUUUUUUUUGUACAUUUUAAAAUAUAAAUUUAACUUUUCAUAUAUCUUUCUGUAGUUUGUUGAUCUGUUUCUUGUAAAGUAAAAUUAUUGUGUAAUCUUUUGUUCAUAUCUUUUUUCCCACUAGCUUGUUAUAAUUCUCACUUCGUUACAUUCGUUUCACUGUCAUGUAGUUUUAAUUGUUUGUUUCUGAAAUCAAAUAUCUAAAAUGUAUCACAAUUAAAUAUUAAGAACUUAAAUUUAGGUAAUUGAAAAAAGUAUAUAGAUCUUGAACCUGCGUUCAUUUUCAAUUUCACUAGAAUUGUUUGCUUUCUGUGUUAUACUGGUCUUUCAACAUUACCUUUUAUUUGCCUUCUUACCUAUUUUUGUUUUGUUUUUUUCUUGAUAAACGCCUGCCGGCAUAUUUUAUGUUUCAUAAGUGUGUUCAGCAAAUAUUUAUUAUAGUUUUGUUCCUAAUCUGUUUCAUAAUGAAACACUGUACUAGCCAAUUGAUUGUUUUACUGGUGUCCAACUUUUCCAACAAGAUUAGCAUAUUAAAUAUAUUUCUUACCACAGAAAAAUGUACAAAAGUAGACUGAAUUUUUUCUCUUGUUGAUUGGUUGGAUAUCUGGUAAUGCAGGUAUGAAAGAAAAUAAUAUUCAUGGUUAGGAGUGUUAUAAUGUUAUGAUAAAUGCUGAAAACCUGGAUACUGUAGGUAUAAGAUGAAGCCAUGAACGUUUUUUGUCAUUUCUUUCUCAAGCACGUAUUCCAAUUCUAAAUUUCUUGGUUCACAGAUUUGUGACUUUAAUAUUAGUUUUGUGUCAUAUCGUGAAGGCAGUGUUAAAUUAUGCUAAACAAAAUAUGUGUAAUAAUUUUUUUAAGAAAAAGAAAUUGCUAUCAGUUUAAAUAAUAGCAUUUUCAUGUAUAUACUGUGAAUUUGUAUAAAGGCGUACUUGCAGACGAAGGUAAAAUGAAAAAAGUUUCACUUUAUGACUGCAUUUCAUUGCUUGUAUAUAAGAUUUUUUAUUUACCUUUUUUGAAAAAUAAAAUAUUGUGAAAUACUCUGUUGUUUCACAAAACAUAA